CGCCCUGAUCUGGCCUUACUCACGGUCGAGUCGCCAGCUUAAGCUCGAACUGGCUGUGCAAGAGUUCCGUCGAAGGGACCACAAAGGACAACUCGAAGUUGUUUUUCAUGGCAAAGCGGCCGAGAGUUUAGCAAGCGUGCAAAUAGGCGAUGUCCUUCUUUGUGCAGGAAGGGGCGCACACGUUUACGAGGUCGAACGAACUUCGGAGAGAGACGUGGGAUUGAGGAUUGAAUAUGGGAUGCAACAGGAGGACAUGCUGUUAAUGAUUUGUCCGGCAAAGGCUCCAUCUGUAACUCUCCGCAUCGCCGGCAGUGCCCCACUGACACAAUCACAACCAGCCGUUCCUACCAAUGGUUUGGAAAUGUCACCGCCCCGGGUAUGGUACACACCACCGCAGACUCUGAAACGUUCAGUUCCUCGCAGCAACGACACUGAGGAGGAGGCGCCUCUCGCAGACGAUGAACCUUGGCUCAGUUUGUCACGGAAAGAGAAUGUAUUGAAGAAGAUUCGAAACAGCACUCCUCUCCGGAUAGAAAGCAGUCCGAGAUCACCAACGUCAUCACGACUGAGCUUGUCGUCAGUGGGGUCCCCUCUGCCAGUUCGUGGUAGCAAUUUGCGCGAUUCGUUGCUGUUGUCAAAGGACAAUGAGUUCUUGCUUCCGGAAGAGGAAGAAUCAUCGCAUGAGGAUCUGCUACGUCCGAAGUUUGAUGGGGGAGAGGACAAUAAUGCAGUCGCCUCCUUCGACAGCAGUGCAGGCGAUGUUGCAAAGCGCGACGAAUCUAGCGCAGACGCUCUUCCAGAAGAACCGCUCAGUCAACACGAUAUUGAUUCCCAUCCUCCAUCUAAGGAGCCUGAUCCAGUUUUCACCACAGACCAUGGCCCUCCUAAUGCUGAGCAGCCGCAGGAGGCACCAUCUGUAUCCUUACCAGGUGAGACUGUCAACACUUCGCGACCUGCAACUGGCGCAGGCUCUUCAGAAGUGUUUGUUACCCCGGAACAUACUCCACCCACUACAGGACCGCUGCCCGGAGCCCUGCCAGACCCGUCACUCACGCCAGUGGUAGGCCAGCCGGAUUUCGUAUUUGCUGUUCCAGACAAGCCGUUACGGUUAUCGCAAAGAAGAUCAGAACUGAAUAGUCUGAACGAGGAUGUAUCAGAAAGGAGGGCGCUUGACGAGUCUGCACCGAUGCCACCUCCAUCGCUCCUUCGCGAACCCAGCGAUGUAGAAGAUGAUGUGGUUGUUGAACUGAUGAUGGCUGUUGCAAGAAGACAAUCUUCAGAGUUUCCCGCGGAUGGUGAGCAAGGCGGUCUACAGAGUUCUGUCCUAAAAAUCAAUCCUCGCGCAAAGGAUGACGCAGAGUCUGAAACUGGACAAAGUUCAGGGCUUUCUACUAUGACAGAAGCUGGUUUGACGUCGCAUCUGGCAGACUACCCGUCUCUUCGAGACCUUACUUCUAGGUUCGGGGUAAUCGUUGAUGUCAUUGGUGUAGUUGUCGGCCACGCUGGGCCUGAUAAAACGAAGGGGCCAGAUUUUCUAUCAACCUUUCAGAUCGUCGAUCCUUCGUUGGACACUGCGUCAACUUUGACUGUCAAUAUCUUUCGACGCCCACGAAGUUAUCAUCCGUCCUUGCCAGAGCCUAUAGAUGGUACAGUGCUUUUGCUACGAAACUUUCAGAUACAGUCAUUCAACCGCAAACCACUAGCUGUGUCCACUGAGCUAUCGUCCUGGGCCGUUUUCGCUGAGAACGGACAGCACCAAAUUCCGGCUAUACCUGUCGAGUUUGGUCAAGAGGAAGAAAAAUACGUGAAACGGUUACAGAGUUGGUGGUCAACGAGCGACCGGACGGUACAGCCGCGACCUCGGUCAAGACCCACUUUAAAAAUCGAAGAGGUGAAGCUUGACAUGGUAUUCGAUCUUGUUGCUGAGGUUGUUUCCAUACCGCCGCCCAGUAUUCCGCUCACAAUCAUAGUGCAAGAUUACACGAGAAAUCCGCUCACUACAUCUCAGACUUAUGCCUUUCCAAUCACGCUUAGAGGUCAAGACGCCAAAACAGCGCUGAAGUUCAAGACUGGUGAUAUCGUCUACCUAAGAAACAUUACUGUCGUAAAAGAUGAUCUGGAUAGCAGUGCGGAUGAUUAUAUAGGCGCGAUUUCGCCCGAGCAGGGGGGCAAAGUCUUGGUGGCUAAAAGGCGACCUGAUGAUCCGAAGGUAGCGGCAUCGGAGAUAAUGACAAGGAAGAAGAAUGCGGAAGCGGAGCUCGUGAGACGGGGAUUUACACAUAGUCUACAGUAAGGAGCAGUAUGAUCAAACUUCAGUUCAUACAUAUAGAUCCUUGGGAAUGAAGGAAUCGCUAAACGGAAGGCCGCACAGCGUGGGAAACUCAAUACCUACAUCAGCCGUGAUCGAUACGAACG
Molecule: messenger RNA, 2415 nt
Organism: Saitoella complicata NRRL Y-17804
Lineage: Eukaryota; Fungi; Ascomycota; Saitoellomycetes; Saitoellales; Saitoellaceae
Exons: 5
Coding region: 239-2293 (684 amino acids)
Biological process (GO): telomere capping; regulation of telomere maintenance via telomerase
Cellular component (GO): nuclear telomere cap complex; chromosome, telomeric region
Molecular function (GO): G-rich strand telomeric DNA binding; telomerase inhibitor activity
Source: RefSeq, a predicted model, not a curated record